CAGCUCUGUGAGGGUUGCAGCAGGCAGCAGAACUGCAGUGGCUGCUGCGUGCACAGUGGGGCUGGAGAGGCGAGGCAGGAGCACCGGCAUCAUGCUGGGCCAGAAGCCAAAGCUCAGCAAGCGCAUCCGUGAGCUGCGUGCCAGCAUAGCCUUGCAAGGGCAAGCAAGGAAGUUUUACAGCAAGUCAGAGGAAGGAAAGUUCAAUGAGAACCGAGAGCUGCUGCCCCAGCUGCGAGAGGCGGUGCAGGAGGAUAUCCAUGCCCUGGGCCUUGUCCGCAAGGUGGCCCAGGAGAAGCUCCGGGCUGAAGUCUAUGACAGGGUGAACAAAUGCAACAUGCUGCUGUACCAGAUGGAGCAGCGGAGCCGGGCCAAGGAGCAGCUGCAGAGGCGGCUGCAGCAGCUGCAGGAUGUCCGGGUGGCUGACAAGCAGCACCAGGUACAGGUCCCAGAGACCCUUCCUAGGGUGGCAGCACCCGUGGGGGGUUUCAGCCAGCCCUGCCCCCCUGGGUGGGCACUGGUCUCAGUCCAUGGGCUCACCCCUUGUCUCCAACCAUCUCUGCCCCAGGUGAUUCGUGUGCUGCAGAACAGCAUAGACAAGAUGCACACAAAAAUCCACGCUGGGCAGAAGGUGGCUGCCCUGUACGUGGUGGUGCGGGAUGCCCUGAGGAAGGAGCUGGCCCACCUGCCUCUGCACCUGGACCUCCUGAGUGAGAUGGCCGAGCUGCAGCAUGGGGAGGUGGAAGACAUGGAGCUCAUGGCCUUGGAUGGGCUCCGAGCUGCUCGUGUAACCAAGGAGCACAUGGCCAGGACGAAAACCCAGCUCCUUGCAGAGAGAGAGCUCAGGCUCCGCACCCUGGCUGCUCAGAAGGAGCCCAUGGACAGAAGCUGGCGCAAGGAAGCAGAAGAAAGGCUUCUGAAAGGGCAAGCCAGGCGUGACCUCACCAGGGACUUCCUGGGCCUGCCCGCAGAGGACCCACCGGUGGCCGCCGAGCCGGAGGCCCCCAAGUCCCAGCUGGAGCGUGAGGCCUGCGUGAUGGAGAAGCUGGAGAAGGCCAAGGCUGCGGUGCAGUGCUCCCGCCUCUGGGACAUCCCCAUCAGGAUCCUGGCACAGCAGAAGUCCCUGGCGGAACUCGAGCAGUACCUCGCAGGGCGCAAGGAGGAGAAGCAGGAGCUGCAGAAGGCACUGAAGGAGCUGGAGAUGCAGCUGGAGGAGCUCAAGUUUCGCCAGCCCCCAGCCACAACCAGGGGGCUGGAGGAGGAGCUGAGGACGAGGCUGCAGUGGGAAGAGGCUCGGCUGGAGCAGAGGCGAGCCCAGCUGCUGAGGAGCCAGGAGACGCUGCUGGAGUUUGAGAACGGAGUUGACAACCUCUUCGUCCGCCUGCGGGGCAUCCCCGUGCCUGGCCAGGAGCACUCUGGCAAGGCCAUGGGAGUGGACGAGAAGCUCCAGCAGUGCGAGCAGAAGCUGCAGUACCUGGUGCAGCGGGUGGCUGACCUGCCCCCCUCCAGCCUCAGCGAGGAUGAUGAGACUUUUGUGAAGGUCCGACAGCUCCUGGAGAAAACCCUCCUGAGCGAUCCACGGAACCAGAAGGUUCCCUUGGAGGACACGGGCAUGGGGGACCCAGGUAGGAAAGGGGACACAUCCCACAGCAACUGCCCCAGCCCCUGCCCCCUGGGAUUUCUGGGUGUCCUUGCCCACCUCCCACUGUCCCAGCAGAGCCCAACCCAGGAGCUGCUCCAGGCGUUGGGGCUGACCUCGGCUGUCUCCAGGCCUUUGAGCAUAGUGCUGCCAAUGGGCAGUGCCUGUCCUGAGGGCUCCCCACGGUGCCAGCAGCCCUCCCAAAUGUGCCGGCUCCUCCUGGGGACACAGGCACAGCAGAGGCAGCCCCACAGACCCUCCCCAGCCCGCUCCUCUCCGCUCUCUCCUCCAGACUACUUUGAUUUUGAUGACGACCACAGUGGCCUUGUCCUCACCAGAGAAGCCAUCAAGAGCCAAGGGCUGGAGCUGAUCGAAAGCAAGAGGCAAAGCAAGAAGCAAAGCAAGAGGAAGUAG
Molecule: messenger RNA, 2050 nt
Organism: Neopsephotus bourkii (Bourke's parrot)
Lineage: Eukaryota; Metazoa; Chordata; Aves; Psittaciformes; Psittacidae
Product: coiled-coil domain-containing protein 183-like
Exons: 12
Coding region: 92-2050 (652 amino acids)
Source: RefSeq, a predicted model, not a curated record